AUGUCGACGUCAAACUCUCUGCUGGGUUUCUUUACCCUGAUGAGUAACCAGGGUGGUACCAUCGUUAGAGGCCGAACGAGGUUCGAUCGUCUCCUCCACAUCGCAAAGUCCUCGGUACCGCUAUGUGUCGACGCCCUCAAGGCCGCUAUCGCUGAGGCCAAGUCUGGCACAGAUGUAACCCAGUAUAAUGAUGCCUGGGACUGCAUCCGCUUCGCAGCUCCCGGGGAGCCAGAAGCUCAGAAAGACCAGGCUUGGGUCGAUAAGACCGAUCGCGCGAACAGAGCCGAAACCGCACGCCUCGAAGCCGAACUUAAGCAAUACCGUCAUAACUUGAUCAAGGAAAGCAUUCGGAUGGGUAACGAGGAGCUUGGAGUGCAUUUUGAGAAGACAGGAUGUCUUAGCGAUGCAGCCGAGGCGUACAACCGCAUGCGUCAGGAUGUAACGACAACCAAGCACAUCAUCGACUGCGGCCUCCAUCUUGUCAACAUCUAUCUCUAUCGCCGAGAUUGGACCAUGGUCAUCAACAGUCUCGGCAAAGUCACCGGAGUCCAGAGUGGUGAGGAAGAGAAGUUCUACCAGCCCUUCACCAAGCUCGUAUCCGGUAUUGCCCUCCUUGGGUUGAAGCAUUACUCGGACGCAGCCAAGAACUUCCUCCAGAUUGACUUCGAUAUCCCUCCCACCCAGUACAACCACAUCGCCAGUCCCAAUGAUAUCGCUAUAUACGGAGGUCUACUGGCAUUGGCCACCAUGGAGAGAAAGGAACUCCAGGCUCGCGUCCUAGACAACCCAUCGUUCCGAUCAUUCCUUGAGCACGAGCCUCAUAUCCGAAAAGCUAUCAGCCUCUUCGUGAAUGGUAGAUACUCAGCCUGCUUGUCGAUUCUAGAGUCGUUCCGGAAUGACUACAUGCUGGAUAUCUACCUGCAACGACAUGUCGCGGCAAUCUACACGCAGAUUCGAAGCAAGUGCAUCACUCAGUACUUUGUUCCCUUCUCUUGUGCUACUCUGGACAACUUGAACCAGGCUUUUGCGUCAGACGGGGAGUCCAUUGAGAAUGAGCUCGUAUCAAUGAUCCGAGAUGGAACGCUCAGGGCCCGACUGGACGCAAAGAACAAGCUGCUCAUCGCGGUCCAGCCUGACCCCCGACUCCAGAUGCAGCAGAGUGCUAUUGAGGUCGCCCGCCAGUACGAGCUCGAGGCCAAAGAGAGACUCCGCCGCAUCAGCAUAAUCUCGGCUGGGCUGGAGGUCGUGGGUAAGAGGCAGCCGCCUCUUCUCGGUCGAGGAGUCGAGGAAACUUGGUAUGACGAAUCUAAAGCAUCUGAGCAAGGCGCCGCUGCUGAAGCAUAG
Molecule: messenger RNA, 1344 nt
Organism: Fusarium vanettenii 77-13-4
Lineage: Eukaryota; Fungi; Ascomycota; Sordariomycetes; Hypocreales; Nectriaceae
Exons: 4
Coding region: 1-1344 (447 amino acids)
Cellular component (GO): COP9 signalosome
Source: RefSeq, a predicted model, not a curated record